CUUAUAUUUAUAUAAAUAUAUAUAUAAUAUAUAUAUUUUGCUGAUGCAGUAUACAGUGUGUAUAUGUGUGUGUGUGUGUGUAUGUGUGUGUAAGUUUAUAUAUGCACACAUGCAAACAGUUCCUGGAAGAGAACUCUGAAUGCUUUGCUAGCAAACACUGUGGUGUGCAAACCUAGAACUCACUCAAUAGAAAAAAAGCCAUUUAUCUGAAGGCUGCAUAGUGGAGAGAGUCUUCAGUUUACCUCAUUCUUUGUAGCAGCCCUUGAUUUUAACCGGUUUUUGUAAUAGGUACAAAUAAUCCCAUACCUUUCUAGGUGUAAUUUUAAGUUAAGCUAAAAAUUCUUUGUAGGUUAAUUUAUUUGUAUAUGAUAGUAGUAGGUAAGAUCAUGUCAAACCUUAUAAUUUGGGGAAUCUAACACUAUUUAAAUUAUUGGAAAUUGUUGUCUAUUGUAUAGAGAUUCUUUUUUCUAUUGGCUUGGUAUGUUACAUUAAUAAUGCAUUUUAUGUGUUCAAGCACACAACUUUACGUAAAUACAAAGUUCACUAGCAAACAUCUGGCUUUUUUGACUACUUACAACAUUAAUUUCACUCUGCCAUAAAAAUUAAUGUUUAUGUUCUUUUAUCUGUAAGCAUUAUUCACAUACCUUUACCAAAAACUCAAGCAAUACAAUAUUUUCUUUAUUUGCUGUAUGCCUUUGUUUGCUAAAAGCUAACAUUUUUUGCAUUUAUUUUAAAGGGCUGUACUAAACCCACAGCUUUAAGUUUUUUUCCUUAAAAAAGCAUUGUAGCCAAUGCUUGAACUCACAAAUGGUUUUAAAAUACAGUAUUUCUCUUCUCCACAUUUCCAUGCCUUCGUGUCAAAGCUUAGUUGUUUUUCCUGGUGAGCACCAUAGAUAAUCUCCUGUUCGAAGUGUGGACAGGAGGGUGUUUUCACAGCAAUGGAGCUAAGUUUUUCCUCUUUUUAGUGAAAUGGCAACCCAGAUGUCCCUGUCAGUAUAAUAGAGACAGUCUCAUGUAGCCCAUGCUUCACACAAGCAGGAAUGAAUGCACUGUUUCUUAAGAAGAUAGUUUAUAAAUUACAGAAUGGUUCCUUCAGAGAUGGGGCUACCUCCUCAGAUAUUCAGAGUAUGAAAUGGAAGAGCUCAAUGUGUUUCACACUGGCUUGUUUGGUAUUCAUAUAUCUUACUGUUAAUUCUACAGUGUUUCAUUGUGAAUGAAAACCCCAUUUUCAGCUCACUCUUGAGUCAACGAUGGGCUGGGGUGUUGGACCACCCCUGGGUGUGUUCCUUGAGCGUUCUGAGGGAAUGUCAUACUUUUCCUUUUUACCUUCCCCAGGUAAAAAAAAACCUUUGGAAAACCCAAGGGAGACCAUUCCCCACGUAUUGUGAUGUCUAGUCAAUUCUAAGAGUACCACCGGACACAUGUGGACAUUUGGGAUUGCAUUUCCCAUUGUGAUUUGACAGGUCCUCAAAUCAAAGGGAACACUUUAAAGGAAAGCUUUGGUUGUCACCUUUAUACCACUGAUAUAGUGUUAGCAAAGUAUGGUUCAAAUUAAUUUAUGGUAUAACCAAGAGAUUUUCUCUUCCAAAAGAUGGAUUUUAUUGUAAAUAGUUUCUCAAAAUAUUUUUAACUGGAUCAUGAGCAUGGGGAGAGAAAGUUUCUCAGCUGCUAAGAAUUUCCCCACUGUUUACUUCUUUCACUUACAGUGGUAUUGCAUAUAAGAUUACAAAAUUUAAGGUUUUAUUUGUAUCUAUUACCCAAACCAUUAAAUUGUCCUUGGUUUCAUCAUUGUCUUGGAGGUCCAGUGCAUAAAGGACUGAUAGAGGGAAAGUUCCUCUAGCCAGUCUGCAUGCUAACCCAGGAUUAAGACCAUCUCAUUGAGUAGUAUGUGAGGUCAAGUCUUUGUACUCUUCCAGACCAAACAUUGAAAUGGACUCAUUCAUAUAACUUUCUAUAAAUCCUGUAAGUGAAAAGAUAGUCAACUGUCAGCAGUUGCUUUUAAAAAGGUCACUAUAAUAAGUACUAUAUAGUACAGUAUUAAUUUAUAGCAGGAUAUCAUAUCUUGUAAACUGUAUAUAAAACACGGUUUUAUGGUGCAAUCAUUUGUCCAACUUUUGUCUGUUACAUUGUUUUUAGAGAGUACGUUCUUCUCAUACCUAAGAAUAUCACUGUAAAAUGCUGAAAACUAUCUUUUCGUUUUAUUUGCACAAGACUGAAUUAGUUUGAAAUUUUUGGAAGCUCCUAUCGAACAUGCCUAGACACCUGUAAACAUAAAAACAUUAAGUUCAUUAAAAGUAAACAUUUCAGUAUGAUUCUUUCCAAAGGUAAUCCAUGUUCUAUGUUGUUAACAUGUGAAUGUGAUUUUUCUGACUUGUCCACCUCUUAACCUAUUUUCUGUUUUGUUUUUGAAGGAUGGCUUUUUUUUUUCUUUUUAAUGUUCUAGAUGACCAAAACACUAUUGGUUUUUACCCUUUUGCCUAAAGCUUUGAUAUCUCCACUUGAUGUUCUAUGAAAUCACUGUUUAAUCUCUUAAGUGAAAUACUAAAUAGUCCUGGUGACAAACAAUCUAUUGAUUUAGAGAAAGGCCCAGAAAAAAAGUAUUGAAAGGUAACUUUGGAUAUAUUGUUAGCUAUUAUUUUGCAUCGUGGGCUUCAUGGGAAGAACAUGUUGCAUUUAAUUUGUCUUUAUUAUAAGACUAGUAGACACAAAUUACUCUUACUAUAGUAACCGCUUUAUCAACCCACUUUGAUCUUCUUUUAAAAAUUAAAUUUGCAUUCACAGUUCAAAACAGUAAGCUGUCUUUCAGAAAAAUUUUGAAGGAUAAGAUACAUGAAGGAAAAAAAUGGCCUGUGUAGGCAGAAUUCACUACACAGGACUUGUAGUUGUAUCACCUCAAGAGAUUUUAAAGUUUGUGAUUAAGGUCUGUAUAUUAUCCCAAACUUUAUUAAGAAUUGUUUUCUAAUUGGUUUUGACAUUUUUUCAAUUAAUAGUUUCAAAACAAUUGUUAAUACAACUGUAUAAAAUGAACAUAAUUUUCUUCACUUGUAUUUUUGUUAUUGAGCAAGUUUAUCAAAAUAAAUUGUCUACUAAAGAAACUAAAAAGGCUUCUAUUACUUUGCAUAAGCUUUGAUUUAAAAAAUUAAUUUCUUAUAGAGGUUCCACAUAUAUACACAGAGACACUUCCAUGCCUCUUGUUAGCAUUGUGGUGGGGAAGGGUUCCCUCUCUUCUUCCACUCCUAGCUCACUCCUAGGUCAGAGCUGCCAUUAAUAUUCCAGGUCACUGAUUAUGCCAUGUUUAGUAAUAAGAAGAGCCAUUUAGCAAUAAAACACCACAUACACGUGGAUUUGUCUUCUGCAUCAAAUUUCCAUGAACUAGGAGGAAAAAAAUUGAGCCAAAGCCCGGAAAACCAGCCAUCUUUCUUUUCUUUCUUGCAUAUAGACUUAGCUCUAUCUUGGCUUCAGUCUUCUGCUGUGUCUACUUUUACUUCACGCCAAAGGAUCUUAGCUUCUAAGAUCUUAAAAUGUGGGUUGAAAGAACGAGAUAAAGGCCCUUGGUCUUUAGACAGGUCCAUUUACCCCACAUUAUAGCCUUACUAGAGCCCUCUAUGGAGGUAUCAAGAUUAGCCCAGCACAAUAACAACUAGUGAAUAUCUCACCUUCACUGCUGUUUCUUCUUUAUAUGCCUUUUCCAAGAGCCUCCUGGGGUGUUAAGGGUUAAGACAUGGUAAAAGAUGGUUUUGAGUUCUGGGACUUGAAAUCAUCUUCAUAGGGUGCCCAACCAUUCCAGGUAGCCUGAGACCUAGGGAUUCCCACAAUGUGGGACUUUUUGGGGGAAAAUCCAGGCAAACUAGGGUAGUCAUUAGGUCACUCAAUCUUCACACUAUCCAGAUCUUAUUCUGAUACAUAACACCGAUUAGAGGUACUCAAGAGGGUUCUUUUUGAUAAGCACUAAUGAAUAGGUCAAUUGGUAACUGUAAUGGUAGGCAUAUACCAGACUUUUUCCUUUUCUUCGGAAAAGGCAGCAGCAUAGUUUUAACAAUAACGUGCUCAAAAAAUACCUUAUUUUUGACUAAGUCUUCCAUCAGUUCUAUUCUAGCUGCCCUAUGGGAUUAUGGGGGAAACUCCAAAAUGAGAGGACUGUGGCUUCUCUUGUGGGUCACAGUUACCCAGCAACAAAGUAAAGGCAGUUAUUUAUAAGUGGUAUUAAAGAUAGAAAGUAUAAUGUAUUAUUUUUUUAGAGUUUUGGUUCUUUUCCCAGAAGAGGAAAAUACCACAGGAUGAUAUUUUCAAGCACAAUCAAGGUUUGUGCCUAUCAACCCCAGUUCUAAUUAUAGACAGAGACCACCUAAGAUUAAUUUUCAAGAGUUUCAAGAAGAGAUUUUUCAUGAAACCCAAAAUUUCAUAGUUGGAUGAAGUCUCAAAGAGCUUGUCCAGGGUUUCCAUUUUCAGAUGAAGAAAUUGAGGCCUCAGAAAGGCUUUCUGACUUUCCUAAAGUCUCUCGACUAGGUCUCAGCAGAGCCCUCAACAUAGGAAAGAAUGUCUUUGACAAAUGCACAUUGAUCCUAGGACAAAUAUUCUCAUUCUACAGCCAUCUGAACCCACCUGUCUUCAGCUCAUCUUCAUCUGAUGCUCAUCCACCAAGUCAUUUCUGUUGGGCCCAGAGUGUGGCUCGGUGGUAGAAGCCCUUGCCUGGCAUGGGUGAGGCCUUGGGUUUGAUUCCUAGCACUCCAAGUGGAUUCUGCCAAAAUAUUCUUUAAAUGAAGUGUAUUACGUCCUCAUUCACAUUUUUGUCAUUCCCAUUGCGCAGAUGAAAGCCCCAACUCCGGUAAGCUGGCAUAGAAAACUCUCCAUGACUAGGCUUUGAGCGGCCUCCUCAACCUCCUCACUGUUUACUUUUUCUGACAACCAGCCUGCUCUCCAUUCUCUGACUACAACCUGCUUGCUGUUGUGGCUGUGUCUGCAUUGUCUACUUCUGGUGGUUUUCUUUAAUCCUGCUUGUGUUGAACUAUACCUAAUCCUUUGUUUUCCUUUUGCUUAUUCCUCUGUAACAGUACUGGAGGGGAGUAGACCCCUGCAUUCAAAUCUCAGUUCACAGUUUUAGUUUUGUGACCUUCAGGCAAAUCAUUUAACCAAGGUCUGUGAGCCUUGGUUUUUUUAUCUAUACAAUGGGGCUAAUAACCAUACCUACUUAUGGGGCUAUUGUUUGUUUAAAUGAGACCAAGUGCCAGGUACAGAGUAAGCAUUCAAAUGUUGGUUGCUGCUAUUAUCACUAAAACAUUUUUUUUAACUAGAUUAUAAACUCUAGAAUGCAAGGAAUAUGGCUUUCUCGUGUUCCUGAGAGACCUGGCACAAUGCUUUACCUAUGAAAUUGAAUUAUCAAGAUUAAAUUCAGGGGCUGAGGUUGUUGGUCAAUAGUAGAGUGCUUGCCUAGCAUGUGUUAGGCACUGUGUUCGAUUCUCAGCACCUCAUACAAAUAAAUAAAAAUAAAGUUCCAUUGACAACUAAAGCAAAAAAAAAAAAAUAUAUAUAUAUAUGUAAUAUAAAUUCAGGGAUAGAUUAUAAAGGAAAUUUAUGAAACCAUAUUUCCUGGAAAUUUAAAAGACCCAGUUACCUAUUUGCUAGAAUUAUUUCAGUAAAAUUCUUCCUGAAGGCAGAGGCUGGUCUAGAUCUAGUGUAGUUACUUUAUCAGUGGGUAUGUCCCCAUUUAAUAUGUCAGUUUCAUUGAUCUCAGGAUUUCCUUGUGGACUCAAGAUUCUUACUGAACUCGGCUCUCACAUUGCUGCUGAUACAAACAGGAACAGGAUGAUGCAAGUGUCCUGUUGAUCUUGAGAGAACUCUCUGGAGGCUUCUUCAAGCUUGUGGGUUCUCUGCUGUCUCGAAGCCCUACAUUUGCAUGAAGAAAAACACUGAUAGAGAUCCAAGGAAACAAUUGACCCAGAAGAAUAUGAAUGGACCCAGCCAGAAUCCAGACAAUGGAUUACUGGUCACCCACGUUAACCAGACCCAGGACUUACUGAAGCUGCAGGAAAGCAAGGAUCAGUCUUCAGUUUUGGAAGAAUCUGAAGACUGGCUUUCAACUCACAGUUUAAAGUUUGAGAAACUCACCCUGGCUGACCUGAUCAGUCAGGGCACAGCCAUGCUGGAAGAGAGCUGCAAUGUCACCCAAAAAGUGCGCUUCUGCACUCACACCAUCCACCGUUUUGAAUCAAAGCUUUCUGAAGUUAUUGAACGCUACCAGCAGAGAAUCCAGUGGCUCACAGAAAACAGCAAGAAGGUGUUUGGCUCCAUCAAGGGGGCCAGGGUGGGCAUCCUCCUUGAUGCAUCAGCAUUUGGCAGUGGCCCUCGGAAGGAAGAAUUCCAGAAUGACUUCAUGAGCCUCAUUGAUGAGCAGCUGAGCCUCAAAGAGAAGCUGUAUGUCCUGUCCUUUGGCACCACCAUCAAUCCCCUCUGGCCAGACCCCGUGGAAGUCAGCACCUUCACCCUCCAGGAACUCAAGCUCUGGGUAAAGGAACAGCAGCCUGAGGGAGGCAGCAAUUUACUACAAGCCCUGAAGAAAAUCUUCACACUAAAGGGGCUGGAUUCUCUGGUGAUUAUAAUGGGAAGCUGCCCAGACCAGCCUUCUGAAAUCCUGUCUGACUACAUCCAACAAUCCUCCAUGGGAAGGGACCUCAUCACCCAAGUCAUCACCUACAGAUGCGAUGAUCAGGUCCCCUCUGCUAUCCUGAAGAACCUUGCAGAAGCACUCAGGGGCUACUACCACUGCUACAGCCCAGAGACAGAGCUCUAUACCAGUAGAGACAUGGAUGAGCUCCAGGCAGAAAUCCAGAAGGCCCAGAGCCUCCUGGGCUACAUGCAAGCCCUGCACCAGAGCAACCCUUGUGAGGAACAGGCCUGUGCCGUGAAGGAGAUUUCCCCAGAGCUGGAAAAAGAACCGUUCACAAGUCUUUUGCCUAAACGUACAAGACAUGAUGCUCCUCUCUCAAUUGAGUUCCCAAACUUGGACAAGACUUCUGCAGAGUGGCUAAAAAUCAAUGGCCUAAAAGCCAAGAAAUUAAGUCUUUAUCAGGUUCUGGCACCCAACGCAUUCUCUCCUGUGGAAGGAUUUGUGCCCAUUCUGCAGAAAACAGUAUCAUCAACUAUCCACGAGAGAGCCAUGGUACAGUUUGAAUGGCAUGACGGGACAAUGAAGAAUGUCCACGUGGACCCACCCUUCCUCUACGAGUACCAGAAGCAGCUCAGCGGAGCCCUGCAGCUGUAUGAGAGGAGGAUCGAGUGGCUCUCCCUGGCCAGCAGAAGGAUCUGGGGCACCGUCUGUGAAAAAAGGGUGGUUAUACUGCUGGAUAUCUCCGUGACCAAUUCCAUGUACAUUAUUCAUAUCCAGCACUCCCUGCGGCUGCUGCUAGAGGAGCAAAUGUCCAACAAGGACUGCUUCAACCUCAUCGCGUUUGGGAGCACAAUCGAGAGUUGGAGGCCUGAGAUGGUUCCCCCAAGCCACACCAAUUUGCAAAGCGCCUGGUGGUGGGCCCUGGCCCUGAAGUGCCAAGGCAGCAGGAACGUCCUCAGCGCCCUGCGGAAGGCCGUGGAGGUGGACUUCAAGGACAAAGGCAAACAGCAAUCGCAGGGCAUCUACCUCUUCACAGGGGGCAUCCCGGAUCAGGAUGUGUCCAUUCUCAGCGCCUACAUGGCCGAGGCCUGCGGAGGCUUCGACCUCCAGCUGAACGUGUGUCUCUUCUACGUGGGUGAGCCAAGGAUGGACACCACGCCCCCUGCCUGCUACGCCAGCCGCGGGGACACAGCGGCAGCCUACAAGGAGCUCACCCAGGCUGCGGGUGGUCGCUUCCACUGGUUUGGAGACACAGGUGUGUAUGAGAGUGACGACAUCAGUGCCAUCACUGCUGAGAUACAAAAGGUCUUCAACUACUCCCAAAAGUGUGCCUUACUGGUGGCCUCUCUGAAGAGCCAUUCGGGUAAAGAACUGGAGAGUGCAGCCCUCCCCAAAGAAAAGCCAGAGAUGCUCAAGCAGAGAAGCCAACCCAAGCAAUUCAGUACUCCCGAGCCCGCAGCCGCCCCCUCGGUGGCCAGAAUGAACAUGAAAGAUAACCUGGAUAGAGAGAAGAUCUCUCCCUUAAAAGAGCUGAAAUGGCAUCCACACAGUGGCAGAGUGGGCAUCUCCCCAGCCCAGCCCAUGAAAAAAGAGACAGACUGGAGGAGGAAGCCCAAGUCCAGGGCAUCAGAGCCCACUCUCUCACUAUUCUAUACAGAGACAAGGAACAACGUGGGCUCGAUGUACAAGAAGUACCCUCAAAGAAGGGCUAUGAAAACCAUCAACUCAUCUAUUGAGUUGCCCAGAAAGGAUACAGUUUGCUCGAGCCAAGAGUGGAUAGCAAAUUAUGGACUGAGAAAACUGAAGAUGGAGCUCUCCAGGUACAUGGGUCCCCACUGUACCCAACAGAAGUUCAUGCAGAGAUCAACAUCGGCCAAACACUGCAGUGUCCUCCCCAGCAUAGAGAUCAAUGGAGUGGUGAAGCACAUUCAGUGGACGCACAGAGAGAUGGAAGCAUACAUCUCAUGCUUAGAGAAGGUGAUGAGGUGCUACGUCCAGAGGCUGCAGUGGCUGCUGUCCGGAAGCCGCUGGCUGUUUGGCACCAUCUUGGAGAGCAAAGUGUGUGUCCUGCUGGACACGUCGGGGUCCAUGGGCCCCUACCUGCAGCAGAUGAAGACAGAGCUGAUUCUCCUGAUUUGGGAGCAGCUGCGGAAGCACUGUGUCAGUUUCAACCUGCUCAGUUUUGCAGAGGGCCUACAGCCAUGGCAGGACACUCUGGUGGAGACCACAGAUGCUGCAUGUCACAAGGCUAUGCAGUGGGUGACCCACCUGCAAGCUCACGGGAGUACCUCGGUCUUGCAAGCAUUGAUGGCAAGUGCCACCCUGGACCCUGACCCUGUGGCAAAACAGAAACUCCAUCACCCACUACACUGAUAUUGUGCUUUGCUUUGGGGUUUACAAAGCGGCACUCUAUUUUAUCUUCCCAACAACUCAGACAGAAGGAGAUCUUGUUCUGGCUUUGAGAUGAAGACACAGAGGUUCAGAGAGGUUAAGUGACAUGCUUGAGGUCAACCAGCUAGGAAGUGGGCUGUGCCCUUCCUCCUAAACCUCAGCAGCUUCCUGGGUCUGUCUGAGGCUGAAGGCGGGGGGAGGGUCUCGGUUUUAAUGGACAUGUCAUGGGCAUCCAUCAGACACAUUUUCCUUGGGAGCAGCAGAGGCCACUGUCAGGCAAGUGUUUUUUGUCUUUUCUGGUGACAGCCUUUCUGUGGUCUGUCAGAAAGCAUUCAGUUUUCAAGAUGU
This is a messenger RNA of Marmota monax (woodchuck), 9343 nucleotides long. RefSeq names its product von Willebrand factor A domain containing 3A (gene Vwa3a). The transcript is spliced from 28 exons. NCBI's taxonomy places the organism in Eukaryota, Metazoa, Chordata, Mammalia, Rodentia, Sciuridae. The record is from RefSeq and is a predicted model, not a curated record. The coding region runs from base 5894 to 8977 and encodes 1027 amino acids.